AUGGUGGGCGGCCUCCUAACACACGACACCAACGGCCCAGAACAAGCUCACGAAUUGUAUCAGAAGUUGAAAUUACUGAUGUCUAUUAACUAUGAAGAAGAUUGUGUGCAGACACUGAAGGCUCUCUGUCUCAUGUCUUGCUGGAGUGUAAAGCCAUCAAGUCCCGUGAAUCUUGAUGGGCCGUGGAUUUGGACAGGACUCGCUAUACAGCUUGUGACACAAAUGGGCUUGCACAGAGAAGGUACAUAUGCAACAAGGGCUAACUCGGGAUGCCUACGGCGAGUAUUCUGGUACCUCUUGGUAGCUUGCUGGGGUCGGCCUCCACGACUGAGACAGAAAGACUUGGAUGUGAGACCUCCGACAUUGGAAGACUUUGAGGUCCCGAACAUGCAAUCGUUAGUAUUCAUAGAGACAACCAAGCUCUGCACGGUAAUGACUCGCAUUGCCAAGUUAUACAUGGAAAGGCACCAUAUCCAACAAUCGGAACUGUCGAGUAUUGAUGCUGCUUUGUGUGACUGGGUGAACAGCCUCCCAGAAGAUCUUCGGCUAUAUAAUGCAAACGAUCAAAGAAAGGCGUAUUACCGCCCGGCGUCAGAGUUAUUCAUUCAGUACUUCGUGGUUAUUGUAAUGAGUCAGAUGCUGAGGUACAAGGAAAGAGACAGGCCGUGGAGAGUAUCUGUUGUGUCACGCAUUGCUGCGUCCUGUGCCUCUUUCCUAUAUGAUGAGAUAUUAUGUCGGGAAGAAACUGUCUUUCUUCUCCCGAAUCACGGGUUCUUCUGCUUGGCCAUCUCGCUUCCCUUGAUUUGCCAUUAUCCUCAGCUGGAGCCGGAGAGCACAGUGAGGAAAAGAGACAUAGCUAUCGUCUGUUCUGUCCUGAACAAAAUGCGAGAUAGGUAUGGAGAUGCAGAUAUGGUACUGGAGAAAAUGAGGAGAUUGCGAGAGACCGUUGAGAGAUCCUCACGAGUGAACGGAGGGCCCGAUGCUAUACCAUCGGAUAUCCAGGGCUCUGACGUUCGAGCGAAAGAGCUUUUCCCCUUCCCACUCGAUAUGUGCAGGGAGAUGAAUCUGCUAGAAUCGGUCAAUGCACCUGAUCCCCAGCAUUCCCAAAAUACCGGUUCUCUGCCGUUGGAUGAGCACACCGAUAAUCCCUUCUUCGGGCUCAGUUUCAUGGAUUUUUUUGAACCGGAUCCUAACAUGUUCGACUUUACGAUUGACUCUGAACCGAAUGCAUAUUCGACGCAGGAGGUUUUCUCAUGA
Messenger RNA from Talaromyces stipitatus ATCC 10500, 1257 nucleotides. Its product is annotated as acetamidase regulatory protein, putative. Gene Ontology annotation, biological process: DNA-templated transcription. Lineage: Eukaryota; Fungi; Ascomycota; Eurotiomycetes; Eurotiales; Trichocomaceae. The transcript is spliced from 2 exons. Gene Ontology annotation, molecular function: DNA binding; zinc ion binding. The record is from RefSeq and is a predicted model, not a curated record. The coding region runs from base 1 to 1257 and encodes 418 amino acids.